This is a messenger RNA of Tigriopus californicus, 1219 nucleotides long. Its product is annotated as solute carrier family 35 member G1-like. The transcript has 2 exons. The record is from RefSeq and is a predicted model, not a curated record. The coding region runs from base 167 to 1120 and encodes 317 amino acids. NCBI's taxonomy places the organism in Eukaryota, Metazoa, Arthropoda, Copepoda, Harpacticoida, Harpacticidae. Gene Ontology annotation, cellular component: membrane.
UCUUUUACACGUGUAGUGCAGACCUAAGUGUUGUAGACGGCUUUCAACGCCAAUUGUUUCCAAGCCCUCAAAGAUAACUUAAAACAUGUGUGGUCGAGGAACUGCAUAACACAGACUUGGCCUUUUAUUUCUUUAUUUAUCAAAAAAACAGCAACAAAUUGUCACAAUGUUCGUGGGUGUGUUCUUGAUGUGCUGCUCAGUGGGUUGGUUCUGUGUAUUCUCCACAUUGAUUCAAUUUUUUGACCUAUAUCCCAGUGAUGUGAUUCUGGUAAGAGCGAGCAUUCAGGCAGCGAUUUUGGGAGCGAUCUUGGUUUGGCAAGGACACCCUCUAACGGUGACCAAAGAGAGCGUGAGGUUGGCUUUUCUGGCGUCAUUUGCAAACUUGCUUUUUCCCACGGUCAUCCAUCUCCUUCCAUUGGGCACUGGUACCAUUCUAUCUCAUUCAGCUGUUGGAUUCACUGCUUUUUUUGCGUGGAUCCUACUUAAAGAGCCUGUAUCUGGAAUGAAAGGUGUUUGCAUUGUGGCCAUUUUCCUGGGACAAUUAAUGGUAGUACAGCCUCCAUUCCUUUUUGAUCGCUACGUGCCCAGCCAAAUUUUAGGCAUCGACCAAUACUUGGGUAUAUGUAUGGGAGUAUUGUCUGGUGCUGCAUUUGGAUUGCUUUUGGUUUUGGGAUCGAUGACUGGUGUCCCAACAGAGCACUACGUUUUGAUUGCCUCAUUUCCCGGCAUCUUCUUUGGAUUUCUUGUUGGACUGAAGAGCUCUAAAAGCCAAAUAUUCAGCGUUGGAGUGGAAGAGCUAAUGAUUGUAUUGCCCAAGGUGACCGCUUGUGGAGUAUUUGGAGUGUUGGGUUUCGUGUUUCUAGUGGCUUCCAUGGGCAAGUGCCCGUCUGUUUUGCAAUCCCUCCUUUCAUCAACGGAGUGCGUAGUUUCGUUCGUAGUGCAAGUGCUCCUUUUCAAACAAGAAAUGAAUUAUAUAAAUGUUUUAGGAGCAACAAUUGUUCUUGUCGCUCUGACAACUGCCACCAUGAUUGAUCACUACAGAUUGAAGAAACCAAAAGGAUAUUCCAAAUUGAUGAAAGAGGACAUCAAUGUGAUCCAAGAGAUUGAAAUUAUGAAUUAAAAACAUUUAGAUGUUACGCUUUUCCUAAUCUUGUAUUCGUGUAUUUUUGGAACGGAUUUAGUAAACAAUUGAUGAUGAUAACAAAAAUAGUCAUACUUU